Molecule: messenger RNA, 2564 nt
Organism: Tachysurus vachellii
Lineage: Eukaryota; Metazoa; Chordata; Actinopteri; Siluriformes; Bagridae
Exons: 3
Coding region: 1022-2164 (380 amino acids)
Molecular function (GO): protein dimerization activity
Source: RefSeq, a predicted model, not a curated record
AACCAGCAUAAAAUUGAGAUGAGAAAUUAAUUAAUGUUCCCGUUUGUCAUUUUACUGCCACCACACCGGCAGGCAGCAGUAGCAUCAUCUUAUGCUUGCAGACGAAACACACACAUCACUCACUGGAUAUCAAUCUGUGGCUAGGACGAUGUCUUCAAAGUCAGCAAUAAUUUGUUUUGCUUACGAAAAUCAUAAAGAAUUUAUUUGCAAGACAUCCGGUAAAAAGAAGCACUCUGCGGAUUGCAAAUUUUGCAAAACAACUCUUACUGAUGUUUCUGGCACGACUUCAAAUUUCUACCGACAUGUUCAGAGAAAACAUAAAGAAAGAAUAAGAGAGUACCAAAGACAGCAGCAGCAACCAACAGACCAACAGCCCAGCAUUGCAGGAUUUGCAAGACCAGAAUUGACCAAACAAGCAGUGCAACUUUAUGAUGCAAGUUCUCCAAGACAACAAGAAAUUCAUAAUGCCAUCAUUAAGGAUCUCCUCAUUGGCUGCACUUUACCUCUGUCAAUUGUUGAAAAUCAGCAUUUCAGGCAUUUCUUGAAAGUAAUGGACAACAAAUACACUCCCAUUGCAAGAAAAACAAUCACUGAAAAACACAUUCCUUUGUUGGUUGAUCAGGUGAAAGAUUCAAUUAAAAGGAAGCUCCAGACCCAAUCAUCUGUGUCCAUAACUGCUGACAUAUGGUCUGAUCGAACCAUGCGGUCCUUCUUCGGUGUUACUGCCCAUGGAUUAAACCAAGAUGGAAAUCAGCUGGAGUCCUUUCUUUUAGACUGUAGGCGGUUUUGUGGCAGACACAGUGGAGACAACAUAGCCAUGGCAUUUGACGAGAUCAUUGAUGAAUAUAACAUAGCAAGUAAAGUCAGGUACAUUAUUACUGAUAAUGCAGUCAAUAUGAAGUGUGCAUUCAAAGUCAAGCUACCACAGGAAGAGCAGCACAGUGAUGGCAGUGAUGCAGAAUAGGAAAACUUAGAUGAUGAGAGUCUUUGGGAGGAUGUGACCUGGGAAGACGAGACUAUCAUGGUGAGAACAAGACAAAGGCUGUCAUGUUUUGCACAUUCUCUGCAAUUAGUUGUACAUGAUGGAAUGAAAGAAGCCAAGGCCUUUUCUUCAGCACUUACCAAAAUGUCAAAAUUAACCUCAUUACUUCACACAAGUACUACAUUUAAAGAACGAUUUGAGGCUAAAUUUGGGACAGAUAGAUCAAUUCCUGCAGCUACAUCCACACGCUGGAACAGUACAUUCAAGCAGCUACAGGCCCUUACAGCACUUGACCAUAGGGAUCUCACACAAAUUUGCAGUUCAGACUUUCAACAUGUUCUUUUUUCAGUUCGUGAAUGGAAUCAACUGAAGAAUUUAGGUUCUGUUCUCUUUCCUUUUGCGGAAGCAACAGACCUUACAGAGGGUGAGAAAAUGGUCACUAUUAGUAUGGUGGUCCCCACUGUACUUGAUUUAAACACUCAUCUGCUCCAAAUAUCAGAGUCACAAAGUCAUUGCCGGCCUCUAGCCACAUCCCUUCGGCAAUCACUUUUAAAGAGAUUCUCUGGGAUCUUUGUGAGAACCAAAAUGGUUGAGCAAAAUGGGAAAGAGGACCAGUUCAACCAUAAUGUCUAUUUCUUGGCAACAAUGCUUGAUCCUCAGUUUGGCCUGAACUGGGUUGAUCUAGAUGUAACCAACAAUGAGAGAUCACCAGAUUCGGUGAAGAAAUUCAGAGAGGAUCUGAAAAGAACACUUAUAGAUUCUUUGACUGCAGAAGUUGAGGCCACAGCAGAUGGAGACAUGCUGCAUUCUGGAGGUGAUGUUGAUGAAACCUCAGAUUCUCCUCCUGGCAAAUGCCCACGACUUCUAGCUCGCUAUCGAGCUCACAAGCACCUGAGUCACUCAGCUAAGGAUGCAUGCAUUUCAGCUCAGAUACACAAGUACUUUGAUGCCAUUCAAAACACAGACACAAAUACAGCACUUGAAUUUUGGUCGACAAACAGGGAGAAAUUCCCACAGCUUUACUCUCUGGUUGUAAAAGUGCUGUCUAUUCCAGCAUCCUCUGCACCAGUAGAGCGUGUCUUUAGCAAAGGUGGCCUCAUCGUGAGACCACAUCGUGCACGCUUAACUCAUAAAAUGGUCACAGCGCUUGUAUUUUUGAAAAGCAAUAUGGCCCUGGUUUAGUGCUUGACUGUGCACUAUAGUACUGUACAUUUCAUGUUCAGUGUUCAUUACAACUCAUGUUACAAGACCAGAGAGCUGUGUUCAGAAAGGAGUUUGUUGUUGAUUAAGCACCGUAAUAAAGCUUUAAGUUUGUUGUUAUGACUAGCUGAUAGAUUUAAACUCUAGUCUGAGUAUUUCCUCAGCCUAUUUAAAUGUGGGGGAGAGGCAUUAAAUAAUUGAAAUGUCAGCUUUAACUGGAGGAUAAUAUAUUGUGAUACAAUAAUAAAACGGGUUCAUUUGUAUUUUCAUGCACUUGUAAUACAAUAAAAGUUCUACAUAUAACCUUCUUUUCUUUGAAACCUUUUUUGAUAGGAAACUAGUUCUGUUGACAUAAAAUAAAAAUGUUCAAUGGCAAUGACAA